AUGAGAUUUCACCAGAUUGUUUCCAUGCUGGCCGCGGCGUUUACGGCCGCCUCCGCUGUUCCGUUCAGUUCAGUUAGCGCACUUCAGAUACGCGAUGCCAAGCCUCUUUACUUCCUCCUGGCCGGCGAUUCAACGGUUGCUGUCGGCGGAGGUUGGGGCAACGGUUUCCUGUCAUUUGUUGAGUCACCAGCCAACGGGAAGAACUACGGCAAGGGCGGAACAACAACUGUGUCUUUCCGGGCUCAAGGUAUCUGGGAUACCGUUAUUGGCGAGGUCGAAGCAAACAAAGAUGCAUUCAGCCCGAUUGUCACGAUUCAAUUUGGCCACAACGACCAAAAGGUCGCGGCAAACAUUUCUGCCGAGCAAUUCCAAGCGAAUCUGGAGAAAUUGGCCAACGAGGUCACGGCUGCUGGCGGUACCCCUAUUCUUAUUACGUCACUUACCCGCCGCACUUUCAGCGGCGGUAAGGUCAUCCAGAACUUGGAAACUGAGCGCUUCAGAGCCAUUGCCGCCGCGGAGGCCGUGGGUGCGACGUAUCUAGACCUCAAUACCGCUAGCACCAACUACAUCAACGCCAUCGGAAACGAGAACGGACACAAGUAUGACCUGGCAUCGGGCGAUUCCACGCACUUGAAUCUUGCAGGAGAAGUUGUUUUUGGCCGUCUUGUUGCAGACCUUCUCCUCGAAAAGCGAACUGAUCUGGCCGUUUACAUAAAGGAGAACAAGGCUCUCAGUGACAAGAUCAAGAAUGGAGAAUUUGCGACGGGCGACGAGACUGAUUGA
Messenger RNA from Colletotrichum orchidophilum, 783 nucleotides. RefSeq names its product GDSL-like Lipase/Acylhydrolase. Lineage: Eukaryota; Fungi; Ascomycota; Sordariomycetes; Glomerellales; Glomerellaceae. The record is from RefSeq and is a predicted model, not a curated record. The coding region runs from base 1 to 783 and encodes 260 amino acids. The transcript has 2 exons. Gene Ontology annotation, molecular function: hydrolase activity.